This is a messenger RNA of Thunnus maccoyii (southern bluefin tuna), 2192 nucleotides long. It is a transcript of the gene trabd, whose product is annotated as TraB domain containing. Bases 102 to 1193 code for a protein of 363 amino acids. The transcript has 10 exons. The record is from RefSeq and is a predicted model, not a curated record. NCBI's taxonomy places the organism in Eukaryota, Metazoa, Chordata, Actinopteri, Scombriformes, Scombridae.
CGGCUGUCAUUUACAGCCGAGUACUGCUCUGACGCUGCUGCUGUAGUGGCGAAGAGCACACUGACAGACGGGCUGGCUUGCUCACUUUCAGUACUUCAAAGAUGGACCAAGACAACAAUUCAGAGGAUGAGUCAGUCCGCCCAUCAGAGGAUCCUUCAGAAGAGGAACUGCCAUGUCUACCUCCAGGGCUCUCGGAUGGUGAAGCAAUGGAGCUGCUUUGGCAGUUGCGAGCUCAGCGCCGCCAGUCAUCCCCUGACCUCCCAGAGACAGUGACCCGUCUCACUGCCCCUGAUGGCAGCCUCCUGUACCUGGUGGGCACUGCCCACUUCAGUGACAGCAGCAAAAAGGAUGUGGCCACGACGAUCCGCGCUGUGCAGCCAGAUGUGGUGGUGGUGGAGCUGUGCCAGUAUAGGGUGUCUAUGUUGAAGAUGGAUGAGAAUACAUUGCUGAGGGAAGCCAAAGACAUCAACCUGGAUAAGGUUCAACAGGCCAUUAAGCAGAAUGGGUUGAUGUCUGGCCUGAUGCAGAUCCUCCUGCUCAAAGUUUCAGCUCACAUCACAGAGCAGCUGGGCAUGGCUCCUGGAGGAGAGUUCAGGGAGGCUUUCAAAGAGGCUGGACGGGUGCCAUUCUGUAAAUUUCACCUUGGGGAUAGGCCCAUCCCUGUCACGUUCAAGAGGGCCAUUGCUGCUCUCAGUCUGUGGCAGAAGGCUCGCCUCGCCUGGGGUCUUUGCUUUCUGUCAGACCCAAUCAGUAAAGAGGACGUAGAGAAGUGCAAACAGAAGGACCUGCUGGAGCAGACUAUGUCCGAGAUGAUCGGCGAGUUUCCUGCCCUCCACCAGACCAUCGUGGCUGAGAGAGACAUCUACCUCACACACACGCUCCGCCAGGCUACUCGCUGUGUGGAGGCCCCCCCUAAUGCCCAGAAAGUGCCUGCUGUGGUGGUGGGAGUUGUGGGAAUGGGUCAUGUCCCUGGUAUAGAAAGAAACUGGGAGAAACAUCUCAACAUUAAUGAGAUCAUGAGUGUUGCACCUCCCUCACGUUUUGGCUGGGUGUUGCGCGCGGUCAUAAAAGGUGUCAUGAUGGGAAUGCUGGGAUAUGCCUGCUACCGUGCUGGAGGGAGUAUAGGUAGAACCCUGCUGUCUUUACCUGCUAUCCAAUCAUUACUGGAGAAUGUGCGGCCUCCCCCUGCUUGACCCCACUGGUCUCCUCAAAGCCCUCAGUGACACGACCUUUGAUUUAUGAAAACAAUGCAUCAUUCACCAAUGGCCUUAAAACAGGAGGUGGGGCUGGAGGAAGGGGUUCAUCGGCCCACACUAUGGACUUACAAGGACCUCAGGGGGUCAAGAGCCUCCCACCUCGUAUUGAUGUCCCUGUAGACGCAGCAGGGCUGUACUGCCAAAGAAACCAUGACAGUACUCUUCGCUUUCUUUCAUAUCUGAAUUUUGUAAGGUUUACAAAAGCCAAUAAUUCCUUCUGAAUAGAUUUCCAUUUUCCCCGCCAUUCCUUUUAAUGACUUACAUGCAGAGAUUUUAUUUGACAGUAUCAUCAGCCCUGGUAUGACUGAGCCAUUUUCUGAGAGACAGACUUUUCUAAUGCUGUCUCCUCCUUAUUCCUUCCUCCAUUCUGGUGCCAAUUAGCAUUUUUUGGUAAUUGGUCCAUUUCAAGUCCAGCACUUUAUAAGAGACUGGUCGAGUCUUGAACUGUACAUGCAGCCUAUGGGAAGGGAAACAAAACAUACCUUCAAAAAUUAAUAAAUAUCAAGUCAGUCAUAACUAUAAUAAACAAAUUAUAUAUACGGGGAACAUAUUAUAGUUGCUGCAUGUAUUGACACCAUGAGGGUGUGAGGUUAAUGUCAAAAAAUGUCUGAAUUGAAAGGUUGACCAUCAUUUCCUUAGUUAUUGAAAAAUUACUACUUAAAUUGAAUAUUCUUAAAAACUCACUUACAGGAUUAGCAUAAGACAGAAUUGACUUAUUUCCCAUGUGCACGGUCCUGCCUACAUCAACAGACAAGUGCCUCGUAAUGCAGCUGUAAGGGCUAACGGUGAACUAAAUAGAAAGGCAAAAAUGUGUUGUAUGCAUCUUACACAAACUACAGUCAAUGCAACUUUGUAAGAUUCUGUCCUUUUAUCAAUAUAAGUUGCUGUAGGCAUAUUUUGUAAAUACUGUUACCUUAAAUAUAGACAUCCAGCUUG